AUUGUUACGUUUGGAAAAUCCACCCUGACUUAGAAGGGCGGGUCAGGGUGUAAUUUUAAUGCCCUUAACGGCGUCAGAGUGAACGGCUGACGUCGGAGCGUCAAUGUUCCUGUUCCUUCUGUGAUGUCCGCUUUUUUGUCAACCUUACAAAGAAAUGUUUUUUCUUCCUUAUAUGUGGCUCGGUGCGUCCCGCAUUCAGUUGUGGGCAAACUUGAAUGUCGCAGCCUUUUAGUGCCCACUGUCCUGAAAAUGUUUCUGGUUAAAACCGUAGGUUGGUACCUUGAUAACUUAGUUGGGAAAAUCGUCGGAAAUGCUAUCCGUUAGGGCCGGAUAGCCUCCUUACUUCCUUUUGCCUGCCCUAGGGGUUCCCAUGUGGGCUAUGGGGGCCUUAGUUUAAUUGCCCAUGUCAUUGUUUACAUUUUCUUAUCUGUUUUGAAUUUGAAUCUAACCUGUAAUUGUCAAUCUUAGUUACCUUUCUAAACUCCCUAGUUUUCCUCUUAUCUUCUGUUUAGCGCGUAAAUUUUAAAUUUUCGUUUCCGUUUCACUUUUUUUCUGAGUCUCGUUCUUUAAAACUCCGAACGGAAAUCGUUCUAGCACUUUUGUCCUAGCUCCGUUGUGGGAGUCAUCUCGAGUGAUCAGAUUUUAGAUCAUCUCACAUUAUUGUGGAGAUUUGCGGUCAUCGAGUGUGAAAAUUUAAGUAUCGUAUGGAGUGAUUCGUUGUGAGUGCAGCUUCACUAAGAUUUUCGUGGUAAAUGCUCGCACCAUCGCCGUAGCCGAAUAGUCGGAUUCGCAGGACAAAAUUCUUUUGCUAACACGAGGAAGCCGCCCAACAUCAAAGGCUUCAAAUUGGGGGGAGUAAAACCUUCGAGGGGACCUAACAUCCCAUCAUCUCUCGUUCCGGACGUGGUCCUUCGCCGUUAUCACCAAACCCGCCAUCUGCGAGGUCAACAGCUACCUCUGAGGGAGCCCCUCAUCGAAAAGACGGUCAGGCAAGCCUUUGUUAAUUACGGAUGCGCCGGAACCCCCCUAACCUCGAGCCUUUUUGCUGUCUCGUGUGUUCUCUUUCUUCCAAUUUUUUUUGUUUGAUCGCCUCACGAUCAAAGGUAAUAUUGCUGAUCUCAUUUUGUAAUUUAAUAUAUAUAAUUUCGUUGUAAAUCGUCUCUGGACAUAUCGGUUGGUAGAUUCGGUUAUUAAUUUUGCGCUUAUCGAUAUCAGUCACAAAACAUAGAUCUAUGAGUUUGCGGCCGACAAAGAACAAUAUUCCGAGCACGUGAUCGGUAUAAGAGAAUCACUUUUCUCCUGUCUACUUGUCCAGCGUAGAUAGAAUAGUAUUUUUUAUUUCUUUAAUAAUUUUUAAUUUCCUACAUUUUUUAAAUCUUUGUUAUAUAAUAUUUUAAUCCAUUAAAAUUUAAUUUCGGGGAAACCCCUUUUUCUUUCCUUUCUUUUUUUUCCCCCUCUAGUUGGGGUUAUACAACUAGUGGCGCCCAAUAACUUCGGUUUAUAGUUCUUUGUGAUCACCCACGCCCAACACCCAGAGCCGGCUGGCACCAACUUGUGUUACUUAGGUAACAUAUUUUGGCGCCCAACGUGGGGCCACGUUUUCUGAAUUGUGUGGGAAUUUGUCGUUGAGUUAGAAAUAUUCGGGUUGGCCGUUCUGGUCGUUAUUACUGUUAAAAGAUGGAUCCACAUCGGUUAGGUCGUGAUGAAUUAAGAUAUGAGCUAUUAGUAAGGGGUUUUUCCGAUGUUAGGGCAGAAACAUUGAGCUCGUUGCGGAGGAAAUUGUCUGAGCUGCUGCGUACCGAGUCAUUCGGGGAACUCGUCUUAGAUAGUAGCGUAAAGUUAGAUAGGGUGGAUGAAUUAAGAAUUGUCAACACGAAAGUGGUUGAAUUAAAGCAUUCGUUGGAAGCCGUAGCGCGCUUGCAAAAAAAUAGUAAUGACCACCGAGUUUUUGAAAGCAAGUUACGCCAUCUGUACGGUCGGGUAAUUCGGGUGCAGCAGUCUCUUAGCUCGGAAACACCUGACGAAGCUGUCGAAAACGCUAUCGCCAACAUCCUUCAGGAAUUGGAUGACAUAGACAUGUCCCUGAACUUAAAACUCUCGAGUGCCGACCCUUCUGUAGCGAUGGGAAGUUUGCCAUCCCCAAUAGUGGAGGGCGCCCAGGGUUUGCCGGUUCAGGUUCGUAGUCAUCCACAACCACCAGUACCGGUUUAUAAAUGGGGCAUCACUUUUACCGGAGAGAAGGACGGACUAAGCGUGAAUGCGUUUAUUGAACGGGUGGAGGAGUACCGAGUGGCACGCUCCUGUACCGAGGCCCAACUGACCGACUCAAUUAUAGAUUUGUUGGGAGGUAGCGCCCUCAUUUGGUACCGGUCGGUUCGGGCGGAAAUUUCGACAUGGACGGAUUUUGUGCAACGGUUGCGGGCGGAGUUUUUGCCCUUCGAUUACGAAACGGAUUUAUGGGGCGAGAUCCGAUCACGGGUUCAAAGCUCGUCUGAACGCGUGGGCAACUAUUUCGCUUGCAUGGUGAAUUUAUUUAAUCGUCUCCCCACAAAACCUACCGAGGAAGAGAAACUAAAAGUAUUGCGUCGGAAUAUUUCCCCAUAUUAUAUCCGCGGUCUCGGGCUGAGCGAUGUAACGAGCGUCCAGCACCUCUUAGAACUUUGCAAAAAGCUGGAAGUUUCUAAGCAAUAUGCUUCUGUCACUCGUCCGGCAAUAAAUCAGGUAAAUUUAUUAGAGCCAGACCUUGCAGGUCCCGGAACUUCGGAGCCAGACAUUAAACUUGAGCCGAUCGAGAGUGUCUGUUGGAACUGUAACGAGCGGGGACACUACUUUUCCGGAUGUAAAAAGCCGCGAAGACAAAGGUUUUGCUAUCGAUGUGGGAAGAAAGAUGUGGUAAAAAGUCAGUGCUCUUGCAGUUCGGGAAACGCGGACGGGGAUCGUGGAAAAGCCGGACCACGAUCUCAGCAGUAACGGGAGCAACGGCGGAUAAUUCAUGGCAGGAGUGGCUUAACCUUAUUCGUACCGAAUUUAAAAAGGCCAAGAUUGAAGCGCUUUUCGCAAAGCAGACGGGGGAUCCGCGACCCUAUUUAGACGUAUCGAUACACGGAAUUAAGUUCUCUGCGUUGUUGGAUUCGGGAGCCACUCAAACGGUAUUAGGUUGUAGUGGGUGGGCUAAAGUAAGCUCAUCCGGUGUAGUUUUAGAACCACCAAGUAGUGUUUCAGUUAGGGUUGCAAAUGGGGAAUGUUGCAAGGUUAUGGGGUCGGCCAAUUUGCCAAUUGUUUUGAACGACCGCGUGAAGUUAAUUAAGGUAUUGGUGGUGGCCAAUUUAGAGAGUGAUCUCAUCUUGGGAAUUGACUUUUGGAAGGACAUGGAUAUUAUCCCUUGUUUUCGGACUAAUCGUUAUUGUUUCGGCUCGAGACAAAUACCGGAUCACAUAUCAGCAAUCGCUGAUAAAAAGGUUUCGGAACAAGGGUUGUUAAAGUUUAAAGAAAUGAUAGGACAGUUCUUUGAAAGAAUGGGGUCGGAGCUAGGGUGUGCACGAGGCAUACAACACAAAAUCACCGUGGGUGAUCACCAACCGAUUAAACAGCGGUACUAUCCCGUGUCGCCGUUCAUUCAGGAGAAAAUUAAUGAGGAAGUGGAUAAAAUGCUUACUCUAGGCGUAAUUGAACCGUCGCGGUCGGCGUGGUCUUCACCAGUUGUGAUGGUGAAGAAGCCAAAUAACGAGUAUCGGUUCUGUAUAGAUUUUCGGAAGGUCAAUCAGAUUACCAAACGCGAUGCCUAUCCACUUCCCUACAUCAACACUAUCUUGGAUCG
Molecule: messenger RNA, 3817 nt
Organism: Tribolium castaneum (red flour beetle)
Lineage: Eukaryota; Metazoa; Arthropoda; Insecta; Coleoptera; Tenebrionidae
Exons: 2
Coding region: 1678-2970 (430 amino acids)
Molecular function (GO): nucleic acid binding; zinc ion binding
Source: RefSeq, a predicted model, not a curated record